UACAUCGAUUAGGGCUUAUCCCCCACCAACUAUCGAUUCCAAGGAAUCAUUAACAGAGUGUGCUUUAACUGUUAAUGCAAAUCAGCUGACAGCUGUCAAAAAGCGCAAGGUUCGCACAUCAAAUUGGGUUAACAGAGCACAAUUCAACUGGCGAAAAAGCGAUUUAUUUGCAAUGUCACGUGGAAAAUAUGUUAAGCAAAAGGGCCGCAAACGUCACUUUACAAUGCCCGAGGAGCUGGCGCAGAAGGCCAUGAAGGAGAGCGAUCUUACGGUGAAUGGACGAAAGGCGGGCAGAGACACCGAUUAUGAGGACAACCAGCAGCAACAACAACAGCGCGGCUCGGAUGUGGAGUCAACGGAUGAUUCGGAGGCGGAGCUGGAGGAACGAGAUGCCAAGAAGGGCGUCGCCUCACUUAUCGCCAUCAAGAAUCCCAAUCGUGUGUACAAGAAAAUCACAGAAAACCUAGCGCAAAUCAAAAUUGAUGAUGAUGUUGCCACAAGUGGCGGCGAUGACGAUGCUGUUGCUGGUGCUGAAGGUGGUGGCUACUUUAAAGCCAAUGCCCGCAAGCCGGAAAUGUGUCGCAAACGCGUAAAUUUUGAGUUGCUGAAGCAGAAGAAGAAGAAGUCGGUUGAGCGCUACGAGAAACUCCAACCGGCGGAGAAUACAAUCAAGGAAAAGUCGGAUCUUGCUCGUCUCGCGCUCAUCCGGCAGCAGCGGGAGGAGGCGGCUGCCAAGCGCGAGGCGGUGAAGAGAGCUGCCGCCGAGAAGGUGCCAAAGAAGCUUUUUAUUCGCGAUGCUAAGAAAGCAACAGAAACAAGCCUUAAAAAAAAAUGUAAUAAUUUAUUCGUAGAUAGUUAAAACAGUAGAAAACUCUACACAAAAUAUCUAUUUAUAUAUAUACACUCAAGGACAAUAAAAU
This is a messenger RNA of Drosophila grimshawi, 920 nucleotides long. Its product is annotated as 28 kDa heat- and acid-stable phosphoprotein. The transcript is spliced from 2 exons. Gene Ontology annotation, molecular function: RNA binding. Gene Ontology annotation, cellular component: cytosol. The record is from RefSeq and is a predicted model, not a curated record. NCBI's taxonomy places the organism in Eukaryota, Metazoa, Arthropoda, Insecta, Diptera, Drosophilidae. Bases 173 to 859 code for a protein of 228 amino acids.